GUCAUCGUCAUUGCACAUGGUCCACGGCCUUUUUUUUUUUACUCUUCCUUUACCCUUCCUUUCGUUCCAAUGGGACGAACUUGUUAGGGAGGUGAAUCAAGGCUUUUAGAUAUCCUUGUAUAAUACUCUCGUUUUUCUUUCUUCACAAAUCGAUUCUCAUUCCAAGCAGCAUUGUACGAUUGCGAGUAUGGCCUGCUGAGGCCUGCUGCACCUUAUCCUGCACUUAAACCGUAUCGCGACCCCUACGACGGCGAAAACCACGGCCAGCACAAUUCGACAUCUGAUCUCAACCCGCGACAUCUCCCCCACAAUGGCGACCGCGCGGCCCCUACUCCGCCUCCCUCCCCCGCUUCGGGCCCUCCGACGCGCGCCUACAGCCCUCGCCCGACCGCCCCCGCGCCGGCACUUCUUCAACAUACCCAAUCUCCCCGCGACCGAGCCGCAGACGCUCACGGCCUCCCGGACGAUGCCCUACCUCUCCAACCAGCUGUACGACGUCAUUGCCGACGUCGACGCCUAUGAUUCUUUCGUCCCCUACUGCGCCCAGUCCCGCGUCACCCAGUGGACGGCCCCCGACGCCUCCGGCCGCCGCUGGCCCGUCCAGGCCGACCUCCGCGUCGGCUGGGGCGGCUUCGAAGAGACCUUCACCAGCAGGCUGCACUGCGUUCCUGGGAAGAGCGUCGAGGCGGUCAGUGGCGCUGACGUCGAGGGCGCGAGCCCGGGCAACGGCGGGGAGGGAGGCGCCGUGUUCAGGAGCCUGGUGACCAAGUGGCAGCUGCGGCCGCUGACCUCCGGUACGGGCACCGAAGUGGAUUUAGUCAUCAGGUUCCAGUUCGCGAAUCCGCUCUACUCGGCCGUGAGCGCCGCCGUGUCUGAAAAGGUUGCUGGCGUCAUGAUCCAGGCCUUCGAAAAGCGGGUGAAGGCUGUUCUGGGGGUUCCCAGACUAUAGGCGGAGUGGGCAAUCAUGGAGCAUUGAUCUGUAUAGACUUAAGACUAAUGAAGAAAUCACAAAACGCUGAAAAAUUAAAAGACCGAGUCGCCACU
Messenger RNA from Colletotrichum navitas, 1044 nucleotides. RefSeq names its product polyketide cyclase/dehydrase and lipid transporter. The transcript has a single exon. The record is from RefSeq and is a predicted model, not a curated record. Bases 311 to 949 code for a protein of 212 amino acids. Gene Ontology annotation, cellular component: mitochondrion. Gene Ontology annotation, molecular function: ubiquinone binding. Gene Ontology annotation, biological process: cellular respiration; ubiquinone biosynthetic process. Lineage: Eukaryota; Fungi; Ascomycota; Sordariomycetes; Glomerellales; Glomerellaceae.